AUUAAGGAAAGUAUCUUUAUCGCAAUUCGGCUUUCUGUCAAACGCUUCUCAGGAAUAGGGAAAUUUCUCAAUCACGUCGAGCUUUUGGUCGGCAGGAUGCAUGUAAUUACUCGGACCUAUUGGGCUGUUCUACUCUACAUCAUAGUUCCAGUUUGCUGCAUUGCCAUGUGCCUUACCGCCUUUAUCAACGCAAAAGCUCCAGUCACAGAAACUGGUGAAAGAUUUCCCAUCUGGACAAUUGGUUUUGGCUGGUCCAUCGCGGCGCUCACGCUAAUGCCAAUACCCGGCUUUGCAAUUUACGAGAUCUACCAGUCCUAUCCUGAUUUUCGUGCGGUAAGUGUUUCUGUCCCCAGCUCAUAG
Protopolystoma xenopodis is the source of this 360-nucleotide messenger RNA. NCBI's taxonomy places the organism in Eukaryota, Metazoa, Platyhelminthes, Monogenea, Polystomatidea, Polystomatidae. The record is from the annotation of a GenBank genome assembly.